AUGACGGCAAAUCAUCCCCGUCACUCACAGCGGUCCAGUUCAACCGCUGUUACUUCAUCCUCGAAUGUCGUCGGUGUUCAUUAUCGAGUCGGUCGUAAGAUUGGUGAAGGCAGCUUUGGCAUUAUUUAUGAAGGCACCAACCUCUUAAACAACCAACAAGUGGCUAUCAAGUUUGAACCACGGAAAUCAGAUGCGCCUCAAUUACGUGAUGAAUAUCGAACAUACAAGAUACUUGCUGGGUUGACCGGUAUACCCACUGCAUAUUAUUUCGGUCAAGAGGGUCUCCAUAACAUCCUAGUAAUAGACAUGCUAGGUCCCAGCUUAGAGGAUCUAUUCGAUAUGUGCAGUCGACGCUUCAGUGUAAAAACGGUGGCCAUGCUCGCAAAACAGAUGAUUACACGCGUUCAAAGCAUACAUGAGAAGAAUCUGAUCUACAGGGACAUCAAGCCAGACAAUUUUCUGAUUGGACGACCUGGCACCAAACACGCGAACACGAUUUACAUGAUCGAUUUUGGUAUGGCAAAGCAGUACCGCGACCCAAAGACAAAGCAACACAUUCCCUACCGUGAACGCAAGAGUCUGUCGGGCACAGCACGCUAUAUGAGUAUAAAUACCCAUCUGGGAAGAGAACAAUCACGACGGGAUGAUCUCGAAUCCCUGGGACAUGUUUUCAUGUAUUUUUUACGGGGCGCCUUACCUUGGCAAGGAUUAAAAGCAGCAACAAAUAAACAAAAAUACGAAAAGAUUGGUGAAAAGAAGCAGUCCACAGCUGUCAAGGAUCUGUGUGAAGGAUACCCAGAGGAAUUUGGAAUGUACUUGCAGUACUCUCGGAAACUCGGCUUUGAAGAAACACCUGACUAUGAUUUCUUGCGUGAUCUGUUCAACCGUGUUCUCAAGACAAUAGGUGAAACUGACGACGGUGUAUACGAUUGGAUGCUAUUGAAUAAUGGCAAGGGAUGGGAGGUAAGAUCAAUUUCACUGUGGAGAAAUAUCUGA
Molecule: messenger RNA, 996 nt
Organism: Zychaea mexicana
Lineage: Eukaryota; Fungi; Mucoromycota; Mucoromycetes; Mucorales; Lichtheimiaceae
Product: kinase-like domain-containing protein
Exons: 6
Coding region: 1-996 (331 amino acids)
Biological process (GO): peptidyl-serine phosphorylation; signal transduction; endocytosis
Cellular component (GO): nucleus; cytoplasm
Molecular function (GO): ATP binding; protein serine/threonine kinase activity
Source: RefSeq, a predicted model, not a curated record